GCAGCCCAGCCUGGAUGUCAACAUCAUCAUCACUUCUCUCCUUACAGUGAGCGUUACACAGUGGACGUCCCUUCUUCUCUGCAGCUGGAGUCCUCACUGUUUGUCUGUCUCCAGCAUGAAGCCAGGAUAACUCAAUUAUCUACACUGUGAGGAGUUUCACUCCUGAGAGCAGCCUGUGCAAAUGAAAUUUACAACUUCACCACUGGAAAGAAGUUCCUUGAAGCUGGAUUAUUUCUACGUGAAGCAGCAUGUCUUCUGCAGAAUAACACACCAAUCAACAGUUGGAUUUCACAACCAAACUAUUGUCAUGCUUUGACUAAGGUUGUAUGAUGGGAUGCAGAUGGAUGAACAGCAGCACAUGACACUCAUCUAACACCAAGUGUCAGUCUGGUUCUUUGGCUGGCUGAGCUGCGACUACUGCCAUGCAGACCUUCUACCAGCCCCGCCACACCAUCCGUCACCCUCCGGGUCUCUACCUGGACCCCACGCUUCUGCAGCGACGUGUCCUGGAAGAUCAAGUGGAGCUGUGGUGGUUCAGAGAGCCACGGCGCUCCCUGUUGUGCUACUGCGCCUCUGUUGCCCUCAUACUGGGGCUGGGGCUCGGUGGCGUGGGCCUCCUCUCCACCACCACCAGCCUGUCCGGGGAGUGGCGCCUCGGGGUGGGAACCACCCUCUGCCUCUUAGCCCUGGCUGUUCUGCUCAAGCUGCUCCUCAGCUCUGCCAUCCAAGACAUGAACUGCGUGCGCAGCUGGCAUCAGAUUGACCAGCUGAGGAGCGGCGGGAGGGCUGACCCAGCACUUAUCUUAGCUGUGGGGCUGGCGGUGAUGCUCUGUGGGACCGUGCUUCUCUGUGUGGCCACACUCGGCAGCCAAGGUCAUGACAGCAAGGAGAUGUUGGUGUCGAGCCUGGUGCUGAUGGCUGCUGGGGCGGGCAUGGCUCUGGCUGUAGUGGGCUACGGUGUGCUCAUCUACCUUCAAAGAAGAAGGGAGCAGAGGAGGAGGAUGAUGAUGAGAAUGAGCAGAGCGAGGAGGCUGGGGGGUCGAGCUGUCAGGGUGUUCAGUGUCUCAGGGGGACAGAUGAGCCAGGUCAGGAGAGAGACGUCCUCCAGCAGGACCAGCCUGAUCUGAAUUAACUGAAUGGGCAAAAUCACUCAGAGAAAAAGGACCAACGAGUCUGUGAGAGGAAAGUUCAGAAUACAUUUCUUCAUUGGAGACGUCAGACUUAGUCUUGUGUUCACAUUAUAUCCACAAAAUCACUA
Epinephelus fuscoguttatus (brown-marbled grouper) is the source of this 1258-nucleotide messenger RNA. It is a transcript of the gene tmem125b, whose product is annotated as transmembrane protein 125b. The record is from RefSeq and is a predicted model, not a curated record. The transcript has 2 exons. The coding region runs from base 423 to 1127 and encodes 234 amino acids. NCBI's taxonomy places the organism in Eukaryota, Metazoa, Chordata, Actinopteri, Perciformes, Serranidae.